Molecule: messenger RNA, 2940 nt
Organism: Symbiodinium sp. CCMP2592
Lineage: Eukaryota; Dinophyceae; Suessiales; Symbiodiniaceae
Source: the annotation of a GenBank genome assembly
AUGGUUUGCUGCUGGGUGUAUUUGAUGAUCACCGCUGCCUGCUUCCGAAGUUCGACUGCGAAGGGGGGAGGACCAGGGUGGGAUGACAGCCUGUUGUCGCAAUGCCCACAUACAGAUUCGAUGGUGUAUUCUGACUACGGCACGUUGUCGGGGGGAUUCCCAGUCGACACCAAAGUCCCAAGCACAGACUUUGCGGAUACCUCUUUUACGAUGAUCGCAAGCUUGUAUGUGUUUGAGCCCGUCCCAGGCGGCUGGACAUGUUGGCUCGGGAGCGGCCAGACGUGGCCGUUUGUCAAUAGCGGACAUUUGCACUUGUGUUUGACGAACACGAAAUUGAAACUCGGGUUUUACUCCAACGAUCUUGAUGCCAACUAUGCUUUUCCAGCCGAGACCUGGGCGACAGUUUCUGCAGUCUAUGACGCGAGCAGCCAAACACAGCGUCUUUAUGUGGACGGUGCAUUGGUGGGCACCAGGAGUACCUCAGGAAACUUCAAAGGCCAAGCGACUCACAACGUGGAGAUCGGACGGGCGCACAAUAAUCCAACUAGCUUUGACGGCAAGGGGGCGAUACGAAAUGUGGUCUUAUAUACGGAAGCGAUUGAUGCAGCUGACCUCGAGGCCUGUGCAGCGGACCCGUGGAUGACAAUAACAUCCAGUACCUCUAGCACACAUACGCUGACUUCAACUACGUCGGCAACGAUGAGCACAUCGUCCACGAGUUCGUCCUCAGCGACGAGAUCCUCUACGAGUUCGUCGUCUACGGUGAGUACAUCCUCGACUGCCUCAAGCAGCACGUCGUCAACCACCAGAUCACUGACAAGUUCGUCGUCGCUUAGCACAUCGUCAUCGACAAGAACAUUGACUAGUUCUUCCACAGUUAGCACAUUAACGACUAGCACCGAUACCUCAUCGUCGACGAGGUCUUUCACAAGUUCGUCGUCCUCGUCCUCCAUCAGCAUGACAGCCUCCAGCACCGUGACUACAAGCAGCCAGGCGAACGUCACAUUUUUCGUGGAGAAUACGCAGGAUCAGGCGUUGGCAGAUGCAGCAGAAGUCCUCCUAGAUGCCAGCCUCCAGCACAUCGGAGCCCUGGUCACCGUGCCAGGUCUGGGCCGAACCAGCGCUUCGUCCUUCAGCGUGGAGGGCUUAGUGCCUGCUACGCCGAGGUACGUUGUCGGACAACUCGAUAAGAGCUUGCUGGCAGCUUUCCCAUUUCCGCUUGUGAACCACUCUGCAGAUGAUCUGUUCUUGUCAUUUUCCGACUUCGAGGAGGUUCUGCAAGAAGGGGAGGUUGUCAGGCUCGUGUCGGGGAGGCGAGCACAGUUGCUGGCCGAUGCCGUCGACGUGUCUGUUGUCUUCCCCGGGGGACAGCACUGGCCGAUAAAUGUCAGCAUGCAGCAGCCAAUCUAUAUCCGAGUGGCUCCAACUUUGAACGGGAACAACAGCUUGUGUGCGUUCCUCACGGAGUCCGGCUGGUCCAUGGAAGGAGUAAGACCGGCACUGCCAGAAGAACUUGCUGCAGCCAUGGGAGACGAGUACCUUCCGGGUUUCUGGUGUGCAACGACACACCUGACCAUCUUCGCAGCGAUUCUUGAGCUUGCAGUGGCCUGCACGAACAUCGAGGUGCUAUCAUCGCAGCUGCUGCCCAGACUGCUGGAGAGCAGUUGGCCCACUCGUGCGCCUUCUGUGCUCGUUCUUUGCACUUUGGGCUGCUGCGUGGUGAUCUUGCUGGCUGCAAUUCUGGCCGACAGGAGAGCACGUUUGCGGGACGUGUGGCGCCAGUCGAAUUUGCUUACAGCUAUCCCACCAUCUCGGGUGUCCUGCUGCCCAAGCCUCUGCAGAUGCCCGGGCAAGUCAAGCCAUGCAGGGAAAGCACCGCAACAAUCGGAGAGCAAAGAAGCCGCAGAUUCCCCGGGACUGCAGCAGCAGAUCGGAAGAAUGCUUGGUUCUCUUCAGCCUCGGACUUGGGCGCGGAGAACGGGCAUCCGGGUCAUGGUAAGAGGAACGUUGCAGUCGCUUGCUCUGCUGCUCUGGGUGGACGAGCAUUCCUUGCAGACCCAUGUGUGGAAUGGACAGGGCUGGGUACAGGGGAGCUUAGUCUUGGCAAAGUCGAAGCUGCUGGCGAAAUGGACCGCGAAUCUCGAUGAGGCGUGCCUUUGGCUGCACCUGUCACGCUUAACUUUCUUGGUGAUCACACCGUGUCUCCGGUGCUUCGAUGUAGUCGUAGUGAGAGAUUAUGCCGCAGACGGCGACGACUUCAUGACCAGCGGAAGCUACAAAAAUAGUGGCACGCUAGUUUUCCAGCGAGCUGAGUGUUCCAUGGCCAGACAGGAGCUUCCACGGCUUUAUGCUGCCUGGGGCCGUCGGCGCUGGCGACGCGCCCUCGUCUCCUUCGCUGCCUGCCAUCCCUUCCUGGGCAUUUUCCCGGUGUCGGUGCACCUGACUUCGGCGAAGCGUGCGAUGAUCUUCUCACACUUUCUUUUGGGUUCUUUGGCGAUGUCUUCACUGUUUAUCUCCGUGACGGGGGUCCUGGAUGUCACCAGCGACUUCGACUGCCCCGUCGAGGAUGACACGCUUCGGCUCUUGCUCAUUGCAGCUGUGUCCAUGGCUCUGAACUCACUUCCCCGGCUCUUCUUCCGACAGCUCGGAUCCCGGUAUUUUGCUGAGGGCGCUGGUGACGAAUUCAAGGUCAGGAGGAAGUUGAAAGAGUGGCUGGUUGCUGACGCUCUCUUUUGGCUCCUUUCCUUUCUCUGGCAAGCUGGCUACAUCCUUUUCCUUUGUGCCUUCUUGGCGAGUCUGGCGCCAGCAGAUGAGUCGAAAUGUCUCCUUUGUUUCGGCGCCAUUCUCUUUGCGAAGUUCAUAGCAUCCCCAUUUUCCAGGAUGCUGGGUCGCGCUUGGAAGGGCAUCCAACAUCACUCUCGGGGCGUAACCCUACAGUAA